Messenger RNA from Batrachochytrium dendrobatidis JAM81, 567 nucleotides. RefSeq lists its product as uncharacterized. Bases 1 to 567 code for a protein of 188 amino acids. The transcript has a single exon. Lineage: Eukaryota; Fungi; Chytridiomycota; Chytridiomycetes; Rhizophydiales. The record is from RefSeq and is a predicted model, not a curated record.
AUGAAAAGCGGUACUUUUACACUUAUAUCGAUACUGGCUAUUUCGGCUCAUGCCGAGCUUGUUUCGACCAACACUAUUAUUGACAAUGACUUUCGACUUCAAAAACGACAGCUUUUUGGCAAAGUCAAGGGUUUUUUUAAUAAAAAGCCAGGUAACGGUGGUAUCAAGCCAGGUGGCAGUGGUAUCAAGCCAAGUCUUCCAAAGAAAGGGCCUAAAUUCCCUGGUCGCCCUAAGAAAAACCCAGAAAGACCUGUUAUUGGCAACCCUACUAAUUUUGUCAAGAAUACUCCUGAUAGGCCACCUCCACUUAGCUCAUCAGGAGCAACUGGACCAUUGCCUAAAUCACCAUCUCAAUUACCACCACCUAGACCACCACAUAAUAGACCACCACCACCUAGACCACCACACAAUAGACCACCACCACAAAACAAAUCACCACCACCUGUAGCGCCUAAACCUAAACCACCUAUACCAAAACCAAGAAAAAAUCCACCAAAACCUCAGAGCAAAUUUGAAGAUGAUGGUCCUCCUUCAUUUAUACCACCACCACCAACACGAAAUUCAUAG